This is a messenger RNA of Cordyceps militaris CM01, 1293 nucleotides long. Its product is annotated as PrpF protein. The transcript has 3 exons. Bases 1 to 1293 code for a protein of 430 amino acids. The record is from RefSeq and is a predicted model, not a curated record. Lineage: Eukaryota; Fungi; Ascomycota; Sordariomycetes; Hypocreales; Cordycipitaceae.
AUGGACGAUGCUUGGUACAGCACCUCGCCGCCGGCCUUCGAGCAUCUUCUCAGCAUGGGCGCCACACCACGACCAAGCGUCCACACCCUCCCCUGCGUGCUCAUGCGCGCCGGGACGUCCAAAGGCCUCUUCAUCCACAAGAAGGACUUGCCCGUGCAGCAAAAGGAUUGGGGCCCGCAUCUCAUCUCGGCACUGGGCUCGCGCGGAUGCGACCCCCGCCAGAUUGACGGCAUCGGCGGCGGCACGUCCACCACAUCCAAGGUCGCCGUCGUUUCGCCGUCCACACGCCCUGGCAUCGACGUCGACUUUACCUUUGUCCAGGUGGCUAUUGGGAAAGAGUCUGUUGAUUUUAGCGGCAACUGUGGGAAUAUGGUGUCUGGGGUUGGGCCGUUUGCCGUGCAAGAAGGGCUGGUGAGACCGGCACACGGAUCGUCUGUUUGCAAAGUGAGGGUGUAUAACACAAAUACAAAAAGAGUCAUUAUUGAGACGGUCGAGAUUGACCAGGAUGGCCAGUUCAAGGAGGACGGCAAGUAUAGCAUCCCUGGCGUCAACAUGAGCGGCAGUGAAGUCAAGGUCUCUUUCGUAGACCCGGCGGGCAGCAUGACGGGCAAGCUAUUCCCUACCGGCAACCGCCAAGAAGUUCUUGAAAUCCACCCGCGAAAGCAUCGCGGCGGCUUCCACGUCACCGUCACGCUCAUCGACGCAGCCAAUCCGUUCGUUCUAAUUGACGCCACCUCCAUCGCCUCGCUGCUGCAGACCUGCUCUCCCGACCGGCAGGACGACCUCGUAGAGUCGAUCCGGGUCGCUGGCGCCGUGCAAAUGGGCCUCGCAGCCGACACGCAGACGGCGUCCCGCACGCGCGGCACGCCCAAGGCGAUCCUGCUGUACCCGCCCAUCUUUCGCCACGAAGGCGCAGAUAUCCGCGCGCGAGCAUACUCGAUGGGCCGACCGCACCCUAGCCUGCAACUCACGGGCGCCGUGGGUAUCGCGGCAGCACUGCGGUCGGCGGGGACGGUGGCGGAGCGGCUAUCGCGGGCGCCGGUGCUGGUGGACGGCCUGCCGCUGCCGCUCACGCCGGAACGGACGCCGAGCCCAGUAGAGGGCAGUGACGAAGCUGCGGAACUAAGCAAAGGCAAAAAUCGCAGCGAAUUGCUGAUUGAGCAUGACAAGGGAGCGAUUCGGGUGGAGACUGAAAUGGAAAGGGACGAAAAUGACCAAGAGCGUGUGAGGAGCUGUGCUGUCUCGAGGACUGCUAGGAGGCUGUUUGAGGGCAGAGUGCGGUACUAUGUGUAG